Molecule: messenger RNA, 4869 nt
Organism: Peromyscus leucopus (white-footed mouse)
Lineage: Eukaryota; Metazoa; Chordata; Mammalia; Rodentia; Cricetidae
Product: rho GTPase-activating protein 5-like
Biological process (GO): signal transduction
Source: RefSeq, a predicted model, not a curated record
GAGAGAUGCUGAGGAAGAUGAUCCAUAUGAUCUUGAAGACCUUUCUUUGGUGAUGAAGGAAUUACAAAGAACCAAAUAUAAUUCUGAAAUUCAGGAUCUGUAUUUUGAGAUGGUUUUAUUUUCAGAAUGAAAAGUAUAUAUGGUUACCUUCAUGAAUGUAGAGACAUGAGAAAAGAGUUAUGAUGGCAAAAAACAAAGAGCCUCAUCCUCCAGCCUAUACUGUCAGUGUAGUUGGACUCUCUGGGACUGAAAAAGACAAAGGGAACUGUGGAGUUGGAAAAUCUUGUUUGUGCAAUAGAUUUGUACGCUCAAAGGCAGAUGAGUAUUAUCCAGAGCAUACUUCUGUGCUUAGCACCAUUGACUUUGGAGGCCGAGUAGUAAACAAUGAUCACUUUUUAUACUGGGGUGACAUAACUCAAAAUGGUGAAGAUGGAGUAGAAUGCAAAAUUCAUGUCAUUGAACAAACAGAGUUCAUUGAUGACCAGACUUUCUUGCCUCAUCAAAGUACAAAUUUACAACCAUAUAUAAAACGUGCAGCUGCCUCUAAAUUGCAGUCAGCAGAAAAACUAAUGUACAUUUGCACUGAUCAGCUAGGCUUGGAGCAAGACUUUGAACAGAAGCAAAUGCCUGAAGGGAAGCUCAAUGUAGAUGGAUUUUUAUUGUGUAUUGAUGUAAGUCAAGGAUGUAAUAGGAAGUUUGAUGAUCAACUUAAAUUUGUGAAUAACCUUUUUGUCCAGCUAUCAAAAUCCAAAAAGCCUGUGAUAAUAGCAGCAACUAAAUGUGAUGAAUGUGUGGAUCAUUAUCUUAGAGAAGUUCAAGCAUUUGCUUCAAACAAAAAGAACCUUCUUGUAGGAACAUCAGCACGAUUUAAUGUCAACAUUGAGACAUGUUUUACUGCAUUGGUACAAAUGUUGGAUAAAACUCGUGGCAAACCUAAAAUUAUUCCCUAUCUGGAUGCUUAUAAAACACAAAGACAACUUGUUGUCACAGCAACAGAUAAGUUCGAAAAACUUGUACAGACUGUGAGAGAUUAUCAUGCAACUUGGAAAACUGUUAGUAAUAAAUUAAAAAAUCAUCCUGAUUAUGAAGAAUACAUCAACUUAGAGGGUACAAGAAAGGCCAGAAAUACGUUCUCAAAGCAUAUAGAACAACUCAAGCAGGAACAUAUAAGAAAAAGGAGAGAAGAAUAUAUAAGUUCCUUACCACGGGCUUUCAAUACUCUCUUGCCUCAUCUAGAAGAGAUUGAACAUUUGAAUUGGUUGGAAGCUUUGAAGUUAAUGAAAAAGAGAGCAGAUUUCCAGUUAUGUUUUGUGGUGCUAGAAAAAAACCCUUGGGAUGAAACUGACCACAUCGACAAAAUCAAUGAUAAACGGAUCCCAUUCGACCUCCUGAGCACUUUAGAAGCAGAAAAGGUCUAUCAGAACCAUGUUCAACAUCUGAUAUCAGAGAAAAGAAGACUGGAAAUGAAGGAGAAAUUCAAGAAGACGUUAGAAAAAAUUCAGUUCAUUUCACCUGGGCAACCAUGGGAGGAAGUGAUGUGUUUUGUUAUGGAGAAUGAAGCAUUCAAAUACAUCACUGAGGCUGAUAGCAAAGAAGUAUAUGGUCGGCAUCAGCGAGAGAUAGUUGAAAGAGCCAAAGAAGAGUUUCAGGAAAUGCUUUUUGAGCAUUCGGAACCUUUUUAUGAUUUAGAUCUUAAUGUAACACCAAGUUCAGAUAAAAUGAGUGAAAUUCAUACCGUUCUAAGUGAAGAACCUAGAUAUAAAGCUUUACAGAAACUUGCAUCUGAUAGGGAAUCUCUUCUACUUAAGCAUAUAGGAUUUGUUUAUCAUCCCACUAAAGAAACCUGCCUCAGUGGCCAAUAUUGUACAGACAUUAAAGUGGAACACUUACUUGCCAAUAGUCUUUUACAGUUGGAUCAUGGCCGCUUACGCUUGUAUCAUGAUAGUACCAAUAUAGAUAAAGUUAAUCUUUUCAUUUUAGGGAAAGAUGGCCUUGCCCAGGAACUAGCAAAUGAGAUAAGGACUCAAUCCACUGAUGAUGAGUAUGCCUUAGAUGGAAAAAUUUAUGAACUUGAUCUUCGGCCUGUUGAUGCCAAAUCGCCUUACCUUUUGAGUCAGUUAUGGACUGCAGCCUUUAAACCACAUGGGUGCUUCUGUGUAUUUAAUUCCAUUGAGUCACUGAGUUUUAUUGGGGAAUUUAUUGGAAAAAUAAGAACUGAAGCUUCUCAGAUCAGAAAUAAAUAUAUGGCUAAUCUCCCAUUUACAUUAAUUCUUGCUAAUCAGAGGGACUCCAUUAGUAAAAAUCUACCAAUUCUCAGGCACCAAGGACAGCAGUUGGCCAACAAAUUGCAGUGUCCUUUUGUAGAUGUACCUACUGGUACAUAUCCUCGUAAAUUUAAUGAAUCACAAAUAAAGCAAGCUCUAAGAGGAGUAUUGGAAUCAGUUAAACACAAUUUAGAUGUGGUGAGCACAGUUCCUAUCAAUAACGAUGUGUCGGAAGCUGACUUGAGGAUUGUCAUGUGUGCCAUGUGUGGUGACCCAUUUAGUGUGGAUCUCAUUCUCUCACCCUUCCUUGAGUCUCACUCCUGCAGUGCUGCUCAAGCUGGACAGAGUAAUUCCUUAAUGCUUGACAAAAUUAUUGGUGAGAAAAGGAGGCGCAUACAGAUCACAAUAUUGUCAUACCACUCCUCAAUUGGAGUAAGAAAAGAUGAACUGGUUCAUGGCUAUAUAUUAGUUUAUUCUGCAAAACAGAAAGCAUCAAUGGGAAUGCUUUGCGCAUUUCUGUCAGAAGUUCAAGAUACCAUUCCUGUACAACUGGUGGCAGUUACUGACAGUCAAGCAGAUUUUUUUGAAAACGAGGCCAUCAAGGAGUUAAUGAAUGAAGGAGAACAGAUUGCAACUGAGAUAACUGCUAAAUUUACAGCAUUAUAUUCUUUAUCUCAGUAUCAUCGGCAAACUGAGGUCUUUACUCUGUUUUUCAGUGACGUUCUAGAAAAAAAUAUGAUAGAAAAUUCCUAUUUGUCUGAUAACACAAGGGAAUCCACCCAUCAAAGUGAAGAUGUUUUCCUCCCAUCUCCAAGAGACUAUUUUCCCUAUAACAACUACCCUGAUUCAGAUGAUGACACAGAAGCACCACCUCCUUAUAGUCCUAUUGGGGAUGAUGUACAGUUGCUUCCAACACCCAGUGACCGCUCCAGAUACAGGUUAGAUUUAGAAGGAAAUGAGUAUCCUGUUCAUAGCACCCCAAACUGUCACGAUCAUGAACGUAACCAUAAAGUGUCUCCGCCUAUUAAACCUAAACCAGUUGUACCUAAAACAAAUGUGAAAAAACUGGAUCCAAACCUUUUAAAAACAAUUGAAGCUGGUAUUGGUAAAAAUCCAAGAAAACAGACUUCCCGGAUGCCUUUGCCACAUCCUGAAGAUAUGGAUUCUUCAGAUAACUAUGCGGAACCCCUUGACACAAUUUUCAAACAGAAGGGCUAUUCUGAUGAGAUUUAUGUUGUCCCAGAUGAUAGUCAGAAUCGAAUUAUUAAAAUUCGAAACUCAUUUGUAAAUAACACUCAAGGAGAUGAAGAAAAUGGGUUUUCUGAUAGAACCUCCAAAGGUCACGGGGAACGUAGGCCUUCAAAAUACAAAUAUAAAUCUAAGACAUUGUUUAGUAAAGCCAAGUCAUACUAUAGAAGAACACAUUCAGAUGCAAGUGAUGAUGAGGCCUUCACUACUUCUAAAACAAAAAGAAAAGGAAGACAUCGUGGAAGUGAAGACCCACUGCUUUCACCUGUUGAAACCUGGAAAGGUGGUAUCGAUAAUCCUGCAAUCACAUCUGACCAGGAGGUAGAUGAUAAGAAGAUAAAGAAGAAAACCCACAAAGUAAAGGAAGAUAAAAAGCAGAAAAAGAAAACUAAGACCUUCAAUCCACCAACACGUAGAAAUUGGGAAAGUAAUUACUUUGGGAUGCCCCUCCAGGAUCUGGUUACAGCUGAGAAGCCUAUAUCACUGUUUGUUGAAAAAUGUGUAGAAUUUAUUGAAGACACAGGAUUAUGUACUGAAGGAUUGUACCGUGUUAGUGGAAAUAAAACUGAUCAAGACAACAUUCAAAAGCAGUUUGAUCAAGAUCAUAAUAUCAAUCUAGUAUCCAUGGAAGUGACAGUAAAUGCUGUAGCUGUAGCUCUCAAAGCUUUCUUUGCUGACUUGCCAGAUCCUGUGAUUCCGUAUUCACUCCAUCCAGAGCUAUUGGAAGCAGUGAAAAUCCCAGAUAAAACAGAACGCCUUCACACCUUGAAAGAAAUUGUUAAGAAAUUUCAUCCCGUAAACUAUGAUGUAUUCAGAUAUGUGAUAAUGCAUCUAAACAGGGUUAGUGAGCAAAAUAAAAUCAACCUAAUGACAGCAGACAACUUAUCCAUCUGUUUUUGGCCGACUUUGAUGAGACCUGAUUUUGAAAAUCGAGAGUUUCUGUCUACCACUAAAAUCCAUCAAUCUGUCGUUGAAACAUUUAUUCAACUGUGCCAGUUUUUCUUUUACAAUGGAGAAAUUGUAGAAACUGCGAACGCUGUGGCUCCUCCCCCACCUUCAAAUCCAGGACAGUUGGUGGAAUCACUGGUACCCCUUCAGUUACCACCACCCUUGCAACCUCAGCUAAUUCAACCGCAAUUGCAGGCAGACCCUCUUGGUAUUAUAUGAGUAGAAUGUGAUUGCAAAUGGCCUGAAAUUGGACAAAAGCAAAUCUAGACAUGCAUGUUUCAGGGUUUAGUAGUAUAUUUCAUGUUUCAUACAGAUAAUCCACAUUCAAAAUGAUGAGACAUUUUCUCUUUGAACUAUAUGGUAUUCCCUGUUCACAUACAUUACGAAUUCUAAAAACAUGGUAAGCAUG